Molecule: messenger RNA, 1561 nt
Organism: Nymphaea colorata (pocket water lily)
Lineage: Eukaryota; Viridiplantae; Streptophyta; Magnoliopsida; Nymphaeales; Nymphaeaceae
Product: pectinesterase inhibitor 10-like
Exons: 6
Coding region: 336-1361 (341 amino acids)
Cellular component (GO): mitochondrial outer membrane
Molecular function (GO): protein binding
Source: RefSeq, a predicted model, not a curated record
UUGCUCAUGUAUGGUCCUGUUUUCACGGUUGGUCAAAGUCGUAGCUGCAACUUGUACUUGAAGGAUUCAUCUGUGAGUUCAGUUCUUUGUCGACUGAAGUUUGUACAGCGGGAGGAAGGAUGCACCAGUAUAUUGGAAAAUGCAGGAGCUAAAGGAUCCAUUGAAGUCAACGGAAAGCCUGUCAAAAAGAACUCAGAUGUCAUCCUUUGGGCUGGGGAUGAGCUGGUGUUUAGUUCAUCUGGCAACCAUUCUUAUAUUUUUCAGCAGCUUACAGUUGAGAGUCCUACUGCUGCAUCUUCUAUCGGUAUUGCAGAGGCUCACAGUGCCCCUUUAAAAUGAGGUUCAAGUUGAAGCAAGAUCUCGUGAUCCAUCUGCUUGCUGUGGGAGGGGCAUCAAUAUUGGCGUUUCUAUCAAACCUUGGGAAUGAUCUGUCACUUCUGCCUCCACCUUCCCAAAGCAAUGAGGAUGCCCAACAAGCAAUACGGAGACCAGCAUUAUCUACUGCCUUUGAAGUACCAGACGAUUCUGUUCCCGUGCUUGAUAUCAAUACCUGCACCAGGAAAGACAGUGCUGAUCAAAAUUCUGGAACUGAUGUGCCACUAGAUGACAAUGCACCCGCACCAGCUGAACAAACAUCCAGAGUAGAUCUUAAUGUUGGCAACAUGGAUCGUGGUAUGAAUGCAGAUAAUGGCAGAUGGAACUUUAAGUCCAUUUCACAUAAAAAAUUUAUGCGUAUGCUGAAGGAUACAGCUGACAUUGAUCCAAGUGGGUCCUUUUUCAAACAAUUACGUGAAGAUAGAAAGGAGAUGUUUAAGGAUUCUGAUUCAUCAACACUUUUGCCAAUGUCUGCUAAAUGUCAAGCUUUUAAGGACAACAUGCGCGAGGGAAUUCUGGAUGGUCAAAACACUCAAGUGUCAUUUGACAACUUCCCUUAUUAUUUGAGUGAAAACACAAAAAAUGCGUUGAUUUGUCCUAUCUACAUACAUUUGAAGCGCAAGGAGUUUGCCAAGUUUACCACAGAUCUUCCUACUGUUAGUGCAAGAAUUUUGUUAUCGGGUCCUUCAGACAUAUAUCAGGAGACAUUGGCAAAAGCACUUGCCAACUUUUUUGGUUCCAAAUUGCUUAUAGUAGAUGCAAACUCAUUACCGAAUAGGCUGUUGGCAAAGGAUUCAGAUGUUAACAAGGAUGGUGUAAGAGUUGAGAAGUUAUCCGGUUCUGUUAAACAUCGUUCUUCACAUUCAGAUGCUGUGCAGCAGAAGAAGCCAACUUCUAGUGUUGAAGCAGAUAUUGGUUGCUCUUCUGCCAUUAACUCGAAAUCCCCACCGAAACAGGAGGCUUCAACUGCAUCAUCCAAAACCUAGUCCAGCUCAGUUGGCUAGCCCCAACGACUCCUUUUGGAGCAAUCGGACCUAGUCCAACUGCUAGUUCUCUUCUAUCUUCUAUUUUUUCUUUUUUUAUUCCUUAGUUCUUCGUUGUGUAUGUACUGCUCUUGUUUUUGCCAUUGUGAGGAAGUCAUUUUCUGCAGCUUUUGGUAGGACUCAAUAAUAUUUUUCAUUCUCUA